Molecule: messenger RNA, 858 nt
Organism: Penicillium longicatenatum
Lineage: Eukaryota; Fungi; Ascomycota; Eurotiomycetes; Eurotiales; Aspergillaceae
Product: alpha/beta hydrolase
Exons: 2
Coding region: 1-858 (285 amino acids)
Source: RefSeq, a predicted model, not a curated record
AUGGCCCAGGAUCAAUUGGCCAUCGUCAUCUGCCAUGGCUCCUAUCACAGCACCGCCCCUUACGAACCAUUCCUCCAGGCCUUGAACUCUCGCGGAUACGAGACCUAUUGUCCUCAGCGACCCACCGCAGAUCUCAGCCGGCACAAUGUCGGUGAUCUCAACAACCCGGAUUUCGAUCGAGGCCCGGGACCUGAAGGCUUGGCUAGCGAUUUCGAGGACGUGGUGGUGCUGAACGAGAUUUUGGAGAAACUCAUUCAGCAAGAGGGGAAGCAGGUUCUUCUCGUGGGGCAUUCGUCUGGUGGAUGGAUGGCAACGCAGGCGGCUAUUCCAAAGCUGCAGUACAAGACGCGUCAAGAAAAUGGGCAACCGGGAGGUCUGAUUGGUCUGUUCUACUAUGCAGCGUUUGCGAUUCCGGUCAACGAGUCCAUCAGCGGCUUCUUUCAACCGAAAGACGGGAGCUUCUACAUGCCACCGUGGUUGCGAUUCUAUAAACAUGGUGCCGCCGGUGUUGGAACACUCGUUGAGCCUGAGAAGUACCUGUUCAAUGGUCUGGAUGCAGAAUCAGCAGCAAAAUGGUCAGCAACACUGACGGCAUCACCCAUCAACACCGGUGUGUUGACCAAUGACCCCUACUCCACCUUGCCAUGUGCAUAUCUCGUGUGCGACGACGAUCUGAUCUUGCCCAAAAUGGGCCAAGAGGCGAUGAUCGGACUCCAGAGCGCGAACGGGAAUACCUUCACCGUCUACCAUGCGGCAGCGGGACAUUCUGCACAUCUCACCUGUACGCAGGAAUUGGUCGAAAGGGUCACUGAAUUUGCGAAUCAAAUCAAGACCUCGUCUGCUCACGUCCAGAUCUAG